Messenger RNA from Argiope bruennichi, 5802 nucleotides. RefSeq names its product kinesin-like protein KIF21A. The transcript has 36 exons. The record is from RefSeq and is a predicted model, not a curated record. Bases 215 to 4975 code for a protein of 1586 amino acids. Gene Ontology annotation, molecular function: microtubule motor activity; ATP binding; microtubule binding. Lineage: Eukaryota; Metazoa; Arthropoda; Arachnida; Araneae; Araneidae. Gene Ontology annotation, biological process: microtubule-based movement; mitotic spindle organization.
UUCGCAGCACAACAACAGUUCUUUUCGUUAUUUUCCUCAGUAUUAAGUAAAUGAUAAAUUUUGAAAAUGUGAGGAAUUGGCCAUAUUUUAAUUUUAGGCAUAUGUCUUGUGGAGCAAAUUAUUCCUAAAUGAUACUUUAAACCCAUCGGCCGAAUUAAAUUUUUAACGGUAUAAAAAUUAAUAUUUUAAACAGUAUUUUAUUGAAAACAUCAAGAUGACAGAAUCGUCCGUUCGGGUUGCUGUUCGAAUACGGCCUCAAAUGCCAAGUGAGGUAUUUGAUAUGUGUCAUGUCUGUACAACAGUUACACCUGGAGAGCCUCAAGUAUGGUUAGGUAAUGAUAAAGCAUUUACUUUUGAUCAUGUUUUUAACAUGAAUACUUCUCAAGACAUAGUUUACACUUCAUGCAUUCAAGACUUGUUGGAUGGAUGUUUCAAUGGUUAUAAUGCCACAAUUCUUGCAUAUGGUCAGACUGGCUCUGGCAAAACAUAUACAAUGGGAACUGGAUUUGAUAUGUCUGCCAAUGAGGAAGAAAUUGGAAUCAUUCCGAGAGCUGUGAACCAGUUAUUCAAUGGUAUUGCCAAAUUACAAAAUGAAGCCCAAAACAAGAAAAUUACUCCUCCUGAAUUCAAGGUUACUGCACAAUUUAUGGAGCUUUAUAAUGAAGAAGUAAUUGAUUUGUUAGAUCCUGUUGGUGAAGGAGAAGAACGAGGGAAGAAAUCUAAUGUGAAAAUUCAUGAAGAUUCUAAUGGACAAAUAAUCACAGUUGGCUUAACAUCUCGUUCAGUUUCUUCUGCGAGUGAAGCUCUCCAGUGCCUCAAAAUAGGCGCACUUUCUCGUACAACUGCAAGCACUAAAAUGAAUGUCCAAUCAUCCAGAUCACAUGCAGUUUUCACCUUGCAUAUUAAACAGCAAAGACUAGUACAGUUUGAGUCUUCUGAGAAUGGUUCUCUAGAAAUGGAAUCUUUAGAAGAUUUUGACACUUUGACCUCUAAGUUGCAUUUUGUAGAUUUAGCUGGGUCUGAAAGGCUUAAACGAACUGGGGCAACUGGUGAAAGAGCUAGAGAAGGCAUUUCUAUAAAUUGUGGUUUGUUAGCACUGGGAAAUGUCAUAUCAGCAUUAGGUGACAAAACUAAAAGAGCUACUCAUGUUCCAUAUAGGGAUUCAAAACUCACUAGACUUUUGCAAGAUUCUUUAGGUGGAAAUAGCCAGACGUUAAUGAUUGCUUGCAUUUCUCCAUCUGAUCGAGAUUUUAUGGAGACUUUAAAUACUCUGAAAUAUGCCAACAGAGCUAAAAAUAUUCGUAAUAAAAUCAGUAUCAAUCAGGAUAAAUCUAGUCAAACUAUAUCAUCUCUUCGAAGAGAAAUCCAGCAACUUCAGCUUGAAUUGAUGGAGUAUAAACAGGGAAAACGUGUUAUUGGAGAUGAUGGAGAAGAGCAUGUUAAUGACAUGUUUCAUGAAAAUAUGAUUCUUGUAUCAGAAAAUAAUAAUCUUCGAUCACGCUUGAAAGCACUUCAAGAAACUCUGGAUCAUCAGACUGAAAGAAUAACUGAACUUCUUGCUGAAAAAGCCGCAGGGAAUUGGAUAACAUCAGGAGAAAAAGCAUCACAAUCAGAUAUAACAGAACUAAUAAAAGGAUAUAUGAAAGAAAUUGAAGAUUUAAGGGUAAAACUUUUAGAAGCAGAAGAAAUGUGUUCUCAGUUACACAAGCAACUUCAAAGGUGUCAGUCUAGAAAUACAAUGAUGAGUUCUCCAAUUUUAAAUGCCAAUUUCAAUUCUCUGGAUGAUGGUGCACAGUCACCAUAUGAUAUUCUGCGUGAAGCAAAACAAGAAGUUAAAAUGUUGACAAAACAUGCAAAAGCAUUGGAAAAAGAAAAAUCUGAUGAGAAUGGAAGUAAGGAAGAUUUAAAGAAUGAAAAUGAUGAUGAGAAAGAAAAAGAUGAUACCCCAAAACAGGAUAAAGAAAAUGAAGACUUAAUGAAUGGUGAAGUAGAUGAAGAUGAAGGAGAAGAUGAAAGUUCUGAUGAAUCUGACUCGGAUGAAAAAACUGCUGCAGACACCUGUGAUUUAGCUCAGCUUACUCAUGAUAUAUCAAUCAAACAAAAGCUGAUUGAGGCUCUUGAGCAAAGUCAACAACGGUUGCGUUUAAUGAGACGCCAUUAUGAAGAAAAGCUCCUGCAACUAGAAACAAAAAUCAAAGAAACGGAAAUUGAAAGAGACCGUGUUCUUGCUAGUUUAAGUGGUAACAAAGAAAAUAAAUCAGAAGAAAAGGUUAAAAAAGUAAAAGAAGAAUUUAGUAAAAAAUUGGGUGCAUUACAGUCUGAGUUAAAGAAGAUGCAAGUGAUAAAAAAAGAACAUGUUCAAGCAAUGAGAAAUCAAGCUCAAUCUGAAAGACAAAUUCAACAGUUGAAGAAUGACGUUGCAGAGAUGAAAAAAGCAAAGGUGCGACUGAUUAACAAAAUGAAAGAAGAUAGCAAGCAUCAUUUGAUGACUGAACAAAGAAGAAAUCGAGAAAUAGCUCAGCUGAAAAAACAAAGUCGUAUGAAGGAAAACCAAAUUCGUACACUUGAAGCAGAAAAAAGAAUGAAAGAAAAUGUUCUAAAACGAAAACAAGAAGAAAUAAUGGCCUUAAGAAAAUCGGCUAAGCCUAUGUCUGAUCGAGUAGCUGGCAGAGUUUCACAGUCAAAGGAUAGCACUUUCAUUAUUCGCAGAAGGCAGUUAGCAUCACCUAAAGCUGCAAAGCUCCGGUGGCAGAGUCUUGAAAAAAGUAUCAAUCAACUUGUUAUUAACAGGCAAAGUGUCAACAAUACUGAAAGAGAUAUGGAAAGAUAUUUAAAGGAAAGAGAAAGAUUAAACAAAAAAUUAGAAAUUUUGAAACAAAAAAGAGAAACUGCUGUUUUAGAUAAAAAGAGUCAAGAUAUUAUACAAAGUUAUGACGAUGACAUUGAAACUUUAAAAGCAACAAUUGAUUAUUGUCAAGAAAAUAUUUCUGAGUGCCAAAGUACUAUUGUUCAAAUGGAAGAAACAAAAGAAGAUAUUGAUCUUCAGGAUGUAGAAAAAUUUGUUGCAAACCUUGGUACACAGGAAGCCAAAUACUUUUUAGCCAAGUCAAUUAAUAUGGCAAUCAAUCAGACAUUUCAAGUAGUUCAAAGAGAAACAGAAAUGAAAGAACUUGAAGCGAAAUUGAGAGAGUCAAAUAAUAAUCAUAAUAUAUAUUUGCAAUUUUUGGAACGUCUUGUUGAAGAUGGAAAUACUGAUGUUCUAAAUUAUAUUACUGCAAAUGAUGAUCAAGUGUCGUGGAGUCAAUGCAGCAGUAGGUCUAGUUCGCCUGUGGACAGUAGUGUAUCAGAAGCUUUCCAUCCAGCAUCUGACUGUUCAAAGAGCAAAAAACGUCGCAAGAAAACAGGCCUUCCAUCAGAAUUUCAAUCCAUUGAAUCUCAACCAGCUACUCUAGCACCUGCUGAUUCAUGUCCAUCAGUUGCUGAGCCACCAGAAAAGCCAGCAAUAUCUAGACUUGCUUGGUCAUUUGGACCUGCUUUGAAAGAUGAACUUGAUUUAGAUAAAACCUUAACAGGCUCUCCAACUCAAGUAGAAGAACGUGGAAUAGUUAGAGUAACUAGUGCUCCAACUUCUCUUCAAGAUAUGGUGUAUGGUCGGAAAGCAGAAAAAUCUCCAUUAUUAAAACGAAGAAGUCGUGAAAAACAUGUGGCCGAUUUUUCUCCUGCAUUUAAUCGAAAGUUUUACUCAAAUGCUAGUGUCAUUCCACUUCCUUCAUUGUCACGCCAAAGUUCAACUGAAACAACAGUGUCUGAUACUACUCCUCCAAAUUCUCCCUCAGCAUCACGCAAAGCACGUGAAGAUAGUAAUGUAUUUAGUCGUUUAACUAGUGGAUCAUUUAGGUUGAACAAGCCUGGUAGUGGAGUUAUUUUGCCAUUUUCAUCCAAGAUGAAUCUAAUUAAAAGUUCUCCACUUAUUUGUACACAUACUGCUGAAGGCCACAGUAGAGCCAUUUUAUCUCUGCAUGCAACUGAUGAUGUCCUAUUCAGUGGUUCAAAAGACCGUACAGUUAAAAUCUGGGAUUUGGUUACGGGUAAAGAAAUACAAAGUCUAGGCGGACAUCCUAAUAAUGUAGUUUCAGUGCGUUAUAGCGAGUAUUCCCGAUUAGCCUUCAGUGUCUCCACAGCAUUUGUUAAAGUUUGGGAUGUUCGAGAAAAUCCAGCCAAAUGUGUCCAAACACUCAGUUCGUCUGGUGCUUCAAAUUCUGGAACACCUGCCUUGAAUACACCGUCCAGGACUUUAUUAAUGCCUCAAGGUGAACAUCAGAUAAACGAUAUUGCCCUUAACCGUUAUGGUACCACAUUAUUUUCUGCUGCUAGUAAUGUCGUUCGAAUAUGGGAUUUAAGAAUGUAUAAAGCAGUUGGCAAAUUGAGUGGAAGUCAUCAAGCUGCUAUCAUGUGUUUGGCGGUAGAUAAUGAUGGAUCUGAUAAAAAUAUUGUUGUUACAGGUUCAAAAGAUCAUUACAUUAAGGUUUUUGAAGUUACAGAAGGCACAGGUGGUUUGCAUCUUGCAAAAACUAAUUUAAAACCUCCUCAUUAUGAUGGUAUACAGUCUCUUGCAAUUAAUGGAAACUUUUUAUUCUCUGGAUCAAGGGACAUGUGUAUCAAGAAAUGGAGCCUCAAAAAUGGAAAUCUUAUUCAGUCUCUUAAUCAAGCACACAAAGAUUGGAUAUGUGCACUGAAUUUUCUUUCUAAUAAUUCUGUGUUAUUGAGUGGAUGCAGAGGUGGCUACUUGAAACUGUGGGCCACAGAAACAACACAACUUCUUGGGGAAAUCAAGGCACAUAGCGCUCCAAUAAAUGCUAUUUCAUCUAACAGUUCAUGUACUUUCACAGCUUCUAGCGACUGUACCAUUGGUAUUUGGAGGUUGAAAAACAAUAAUGAUCUCUCUCCAGAUAACAAUGAUCUGCCGGAAAUGUGAAGCAAUUCAAAAGUCUUGUGCCUGUGAUGAAAUUGUAUUAGUCAUCUAUAGUGCAUUUAGCCCUUAUUUUUUCAAGCUUAAUGUUUUAAUAAGGUCUGCAAUUCUACAACCAUCCUUGGGCAGCUUAAUGAUUCACUCUCAUUUUGCUCUAUAGUUAUUAUUGUAUUCAAUGUGUCAUUAACAGUAUUGAAUUGAAUGGAUGUUUUUGAGUUAAUUUUAUACUACAUUCAUCCUCAACCCAGUGAUCUUUGACUCUAGUUUUUGAGUAUUACUUUAGGUUAGUGAUUUUAUGUUACUUUUACGCAUUUUGGUGGUUUUUAAUUGCACAUUUUUAAUAAUUUUUAUGCGUGUGACACAAUUAGUUGUUACCUGAAAUAUUUGGUGAAGGUUGUGAAUAUUUAUGAUUCGGUUUUUAUACUGUGUAAAUACUCUUGAAAGCUUUUAUUUAUUUGUGUAUAUAUUAUUUUAUUAAAAUUUUUCAAAGCUGUUAAUUUUUUUUUUCUAUUUAGUGAUCCUUUCAUAUUUAGAAGUUUUAAAAGAUUUGAUUAGUAUAUUUUUUUUUAUCUAAUUUGGUUUAUUCAAAGCCUUUAAGUUGAGAGUUAUUCUAUUUUAUUGUAGUGCUUAUUCUUAGGGCAUUUACUACAACCUAAAGGAAGACAUUGUAGAUUAAAAACUGCUAUCAAGGCAUUUAAAAUAUAAUUUAAAGCAUUUAAUAAUGUUUUUAAUCUUAAUGAAAUAUGGGAGUACCUGAUUAAAGAUAUAUCAAUUAUAUUUAUUUCGUGCUUGCAUAAAUAUUUUUAUGAACGAGAAAUAAAUUAUUUUGUUAA